Molecule: messenger RNA, 2976 nt
Organism: Cucurbita moschata (crookneck pumpkin)
Lineage: Eukaryota; Viridiplantae; Streptophyta; Magnoliopsida; Cucurbitales; Cucurbitaceae
Product: TPR repeat-containing thioredoxin TTL1-like
Exons: 8
Coding region: 294-2387 (697 amino acids)
Cellular component (GO): cytoplasm
Molecular function (GO): protein binding
Source: RefSeq, a predicted model, not a curated record
CUUGUCUCGUGAAGCAGCAAGUGGAGGUGUGUGGAGUGUUAUAAAAGAGCUAAAUUAAUGUAAAAGUUCCUUCUUUUUCUUCUUUAUUUCUUCAAUCUCUCAAAAACUCUGUAAAAUCUCAUCCAAUUUUCCAUUUCUUCUUGCUCCCUCUGUGAGGGGGAAACAUAGCUCUCUCAACAUUCAUUCUUUUAUUCCUCUCUUUUCCACGGAUUUCCUCUGUUUUCUUUACGGCUUCUCUCAUAAUCUCAUUCUUCCCCUCUACGGUAACUGGAUUUCGUUUUUCAGGCCUCAAAAUGUCGCAUUCUCUCAAUCCCAUUUCGGACUACGACCAUCUCUCCGAUCGCUUUCGUGAUUCCCUCAGUUGUGAACCCAACAAGCCUGAUUUUCGCGACCUAGAUCUGGGUUCCCCUGUUUCGCCAUUACGAACUCGGAACCAGACUGGUGGCGGCCCUGCUGCGAGUAGUAGUUCCAGCUCGUCCGGGUCGGUUUCUGGCCGGAAUGCAACGAACCCAGUUGCCAAAAGAUCUGAUUCGGGUCCUAAUAAUCAUUCCGGUGAACUCUCUGGGUCUAGCGAGAGCAGCCCAACUGCGGCGGAGAGCCUCCGAUCCAUUGGGACUCCUAGGAAUUUCAAGUCUGGUCAUACUAGAUCCGAUUCUGGAUCGAGUCAUCCGUUAAUCUAUUCGGGUCAGUCUCAAACCUCUGUUACUUCCCCGUCGAAUGUGCUUCCCACCGGUAAUAUUUGCCCUUCUGGAAGGGUUUUGAAAACGAGCAUGCCGUCGACCAACCGGAGUUCGAGAUCCGAUGUUUUGGGUUCUGGGUCGGGAAAUUACGGCCAUGGGAGUAUAAUGCGGGGCCUCGGCGGUGUUAAAACCGGCGGCGUUGAAUCGGUUAGUAAUGUUAGCUCGAGGGCUGGUUGUGGUGGUGGUGGUGACUCGCUGAAGAGGGCGAAACAGAGUGGGGAUCCAGAGGAGUUGAAGAGAGCUGGAAAUGAACAAUACAAAAAGGGGCAUUUUGCUGAAGCUUUGAGUCUCUAUGAUCGAGCCAUUGCGGUUUCCCCGGCCAAUGCAGCUUACCGGAGCAACCGUGCUGCUGCCUUGACCGGCCUCAGGCGGCUUGGCGAGGCGGUAAGCGAGUGCGAGGAGGCGGUAAGAUUGGAUCCCAAUUAUGUGAGGGCUCAUCAGCGUUUGGCAUCCUUGUUUCAUAGGUUAGGACAUGUAGAGAAUGCCAGGAAACAUCUUUGUUUUCCAGGCGUUCAGCCUGAUCCGAGCGAGCUGCUGAGACUGCAGGCAGUCGAAAGGCAUAUAAGCAAAUGCAGGGAUGCCCGUCGACUCAAAGAUUGGCGAAGCGUAUUGAAGGAGGCCGAUGCUGCGAUUGCCGGUGGAGCUGAUUCUUCGCCUCAGCUGUUUAUGAGUAAAGUGGAAGCUCUUUUAAAGCUUCAUCAGAUUGAAGAUGCUGAAUCCAGCUUAUUAAGCAUUCCGAAGUUACAUCCAUCGAUUAAUACGUGCUUACAAAUGAAGUUUUUCGGGAUGAUUUCGGAAGCUUACUCUCAUUUCAUUCAUGCCCAAAUCGAGAUGGCGUUAGGAAGGUUUGAGAAUGCAGUUACGGCUGCUGAGAAAGCUGCACAGAUUGAUCCUCGAAAUGUAGAAGUGGCAAUGCUGCUUAGUAACGUGCGGUUGGUUGCACGAGCUCGUACUCGAGGCAACGAUCUCUUUAAAUCAGAAAGGUAUACAGAAGCUUGCUCAGCAUAUGGGGAAGGACUUAAGCUUGAUCAUUCGAACUCGGUCCUCUACUGCAAUCGAGCAGCCUGUUGGUUUAAACUCGGGAUGUGGGAGCGGUCUAUCGAAGACUGUAAUCAAGCGUUACUUAUCCAACCGACUUACACGAAGGCCCUCCUUCGAAGGGCUGCCUCAAAUAGUAAGCUCGAAAGAUGGGAGGAUGCUAUACGAGAUUACGAAGCUUUAAGGAGGGAACUUCCAGAUGACAAUGAAGUUGCUGAAUCUCUUUUUCAUGCUCAAGUCGCGUUAAAGAAAUCACGUGGUGAAGAAGUUCAUAAUCUGAAGUUCGGUGGCGAAGUCGAGGUGGUUUCCAGCAUAGAUCAGUUCCGAGCUGCGAUAUCGUUCCCAGGCGUGACUGUUGUUCAUUUCAAAGUAGAUUCCGAUAUACAAUGCAAGCAGAUAUCGCCAUUCGUCGACAUCCUUUGUCGUCGCUAUCCUUCCAUUAAUUUCCUCAAGGUGAAUCUGGAAGAUAGUCCAGCAAUUGCAGAUACCGAAAACGUAAGGAUCGUACCGACGUUCAAGAUUUACAAAAGUGGAAACCGAGUAAAAGAGAUCAUAUCUCCGACUCAUGACAUGUUAGAGUACUCAGUGAGGUAUUAUAGCUUCUUAUAGAACUCGAGUCUCUAUUACUGCAACGACCCAUGCUCGCUCGCUCGUUUCCUAAUUCUCCUCUCCCUACCGAACCCCGAUUCGAACGAAACACCACCCGAAACUACUUCCUUCGAGACCUGAUAACCCCGAGUAUUUGAAAGCUCAAAAAUAAUCCCAUAAUCCAAUCAAUGGGGCAUCCAGAGAGAGAUAGUUUAGUUCAUUUUUGGAGUUGUUCUUAUUAUUCUAUUCAUUCAUUCCUCAUUGCUCUCUGGUUCCAUCUCCUUUUGUUACAUAUCAUUUUCCCAUAAGCUUGCCUUACAUCACUUCCUCGCAUUAUCGGUAUCGGUCUACAUUUUUGAGAGGGAGAGAAAGAAAUGGGUGUUGGUAAGUGAGGAGGAGGAUCUCUGUACAUGCAUAUAUGAUACAUACAAGAACAAAAAAACCCCAAAAAAACACCAAACAGGAGGAGGGCAGGGGAAUUGGAUGGAUUGAUGGGCAUAAAAAUGGUGGAUUUGUGAUGGGGUUUGUGAAUUGAAUACAUUGUUAGUUCUUCUGUUCUUCAAACAUUUUCUCAUUUAAUAACAAACAAUUAAAAAUCAAACUUGUUCAU